CUUUAUGUUAUUUGGACCCAAUAAAGCUAUACAUCUUCUAACUAAUAAUUUUAAAAUUAGCAUAGGUCAUGACCCCAUUCCACUUGUUUAUGAUCAUAAAAACUUGGGACUGUGGAUUGAUUCUGAAGUUAGGUUCACAAAACAUAUUUCUCAACUGUGUCAAAGCUUAUACAACGUGUUAAGACAAUUGUAUCCUAAUAGGGAUAUACUUUCACCUAAACUUAAAUUAAAAAUGUGUGUAUCACUCAUUGGGUGGUAUUAAUAAAACCUGAGUCUGAGCACAGAGCAAGUGCUCGGAGUAUGAGGGCAGAGUCUGAGCUUUUACUCGUGUUGGUAUAAAUAAACACAAGCUGAGUAUUUGCUAUACUUUCGAGCUUAAACUCAAUUAUCGUGAGCAUAUGCACCGUACGGCGUGGCGCCGGCGUGUUUUGGCUACAGCUAAAAAACAUGUCUUAAUUUGCAAGAUGUAACCACAACAAAUUAUGAAUUAGGAAUAUUACAGGUCAGUGGUUUCUUAGCGGUCGUUGACUUGUGUGAUUCUGUGAUUUUAAAAUGAAAACUAACAACGAUGAUAUAUCUGAUGUGGCAUUUGUUCAGUUACUGAAAAAACAUAAACAUAUAUUAAAUAAAUCUCAAGUGCCAGCUGCGAAGCAAAAAAAGGAAAGUUCCUUAAGUCAACUGAAAAAUGAAUUGCAGCAAAACUAUGGAGUAGCUAUGACAGAGGGCCAAAUAAUGAAAAAAGUGAAUAACAUGAAAACCCGUUUGAAGAAAAACAUUGAUUUGAAGCAGACUGGAAACGUACCCAUCAUACUAAACGAAUGGCAGAAGCUUCUCAAUGAAAUACUUGAGGGAGAUUCUAAUCCAAGCAUCAAACGAUUAGACGGAGCUGUUUCACUUGGAGUCGCCUCUUCAAUAUAGAUGGAUGAAUCACUACAGUCAGGACUUGAGCUAGCCCUCGAUAGACCUAGUACUAGUUCCAGCCAAAAUCCGUCACCUAAACGUCCAAAAUUCCUAGUUAAAUCUAGUACUGACAGUCUCGGAGAACUGGAAACAGUCGAGACAAGAAAACUAACCACUCCACAACUACAAUAUCUUGUUUUGUUAGAGCAGCUUCAGGUACUGAUAUUGAAGAAAGAAAAGUUGUUUAAAGACCAAGGGAAAGUAGAAGAAAAAAAUUACCACACAUGUAGAUGAUGAUGGUACAGUAUUUCGG
Psylliodes chrysocephalus is the source of this 1213-nucleotide messenger RNA. The record is from the annotation of a GenBank genome assembly. Lineage: Eukaryota; Metazoa; Arthropoda; Insecta; Coleoptera; Chrysomelidae.